UCCGGAAUUCGGCAUGUUUAUCCGGUUAGCCUUGACACGGGCGUGACGCGCCAACAGCCGCUCUGUAACUAACGUUAUCCCAGUCGACGGUGCAGCUGUGUAGCAGUUUAACUCGUGUUUUAAACAUUUUAAACAUAAUAUAUAUAUAUAUAUAUAUAUAUAUAUAUCUUUAUAUUUCAACAUGUCGCACACCGUCAUCACCACGACGACAACAACCAGAACGUCCGCUGACGGAAUCCUGAACACGGGCUACACCCGUACCAUCCCGGGACUGCUGAAGAUAGGGCAAAUGCUGGCGCUGCUCGUGGCCUUCCUGUGCGUGCACUGCGUCUACGGCUGGCCCAGCUGGGCGGCCAUGCAGUUCUUCGAGGUGGUGGUGCUGUGGUUCCUCAUCGCCUUCUUCAUCUUCUUCCUCAUGCACCUGUUCCGGCUGCAGGCGAGGAUGCCCUGCAUCAACUGGCCGCUGACGGAGUUCUUUCAUUACUCCGUCGGGACCAUCCUCAUCUUCAUCGCCUCCAUCGUGGCCGCUGUGAAGAGCGGAGGCGUCUCAGCGCUGGUGGCCGGAUCGGUGUUUGGGUUCAUAGCGACUUUCCUGAUGGCCGUUAGUUUGUGGACGUCUUACACCGUGACCUGCGGCUCUCAUCAGACUGGUGCAGCAGUUUAAUCAGCUCCCCGUCAUGAAGGAACCAGACGGUUACGUUGGCAGUUGGCUGAGUCCUGCUGUGUCAAGUUUUCUGCCUAGCAACCGCCUAGCAACCGCCUGGACACUCAACCUGAUUGGAUUAUAAUUUAAACUCCCGACGUAAUGGAACAUGUGAUCCAGGACCAGCCGUCGCUUUCAACAAUCUGAAAAGUAAAUAUCAUCCCGGUAAAGGACAGUAGUUACUCAGAUUACUAUUCCCUCCGUAGAUUUCUACACGUUAAAGGUGCUCAAUAACAUUUCAGUAGAAUCAGCGAAAGACAUCGCUGUGCAAACAAUCCAAAAUCUCAACGGCUUCCUGUCCUGCCUUUCCCUCUUUGAAAAGGUAGACAUGUUUUAUUUUUUAUUUCCCCUCCUUCCUCUAUCUGCUGUCUAAGAUGUAGAGAAGCUUUAUAGAAAAACGUAAGCUGCGUUAUAGCUUUAAAGCCCCGUUCAGACCAAAGAUUCCCAAUGAGACGAAACCGUUUUUAAGAAAAGUUUCAGCGCUCUGAACCGGCCCGUCUCAGCUCGACUCAAACCAGCUACAACUCCGCUGGUCGAGUCUCCAGAGGCUGGUUUUACAACGUAGGAAGACACACACGAUGAGGAGGC
Messenger RNA from Sander lucioperca (pikeperch), 1291 nucleotides. RefSeq names its product CKLF-like MARVEL transmembrane domain containing 7 (gene cmtm7). The transcript is spliced from 5 exons. The record is from RefSeq and is a predicted model, not a curated record. The coding region runs from base 182 to 664 and encodes 160 amino acids. Gene Ontology annotation, cellular component: membrane. NCBI's taxonomy places the organism in Eukaryota, Metazoa, Chordata, Actinopteri, Perciformes, Percidae.